AUGCCUCACAAGAAACAGAAAAAACCUAGCAAUGCUUUGCAAAACGGCUCUCCUAAAACGGAGACUAAGCCGGAUUCUCCUGAGUCUUCCGCCGUAAAAGGACCCAGAUUAGGUGCAACAAACUACAGAGAGAUUCAUCAAGAUGAGGCGGAAGCUCUGAGAUCGAUUUACGGCGAGGAUUUUCAGGAUGUAGAGCUCAGACAGGCAGCUUGGAAGCAAUCAUCUGAAGUGGCUUUCAAGCUUCGUCUUAGGGCGUCGUCCGACCCUAACGUUAGUAUAUUGCUAUUCGUUGAACUCCCGACGACGUAUCCGAAGACUGUGCCAAACUUGAUAAUUGAGGAGUCGGCUGAUAUUCGUCAAGGUCCGAGAUCGAGGAUUGAGAAUGUCAUCAAUCAUAAACCAAAAGAAUUACUUGGCUCGGAAAUGAUAUACGAGCUUGCUGUGAACAUUCAAGAAGUGCUUGAAGAUGCGGCAGUAGCAAGGGCAGAGGACAAGGAUAUGCCUAGCUUGGAGGAGGAGCGCAUCGAGCAAGAAGCUGCAGCAAUCCAACAGGCAGAGCAGCAUAAAAUGGAAGAACUGCGCAAGCAAGAAGCAGCCACAGCUGAGGAAGAAAGGGCAUUACAACGGCUGUUACAGGACAAGAUGAGACAGCGGGAGCGUACGAAGGCACGAGAUUCUCGGCGCAAAAGUCGAUCUGCCGCAUUGGAUAUUGGUGGUAACCCCGAAGAUACUUCUGGCUACGUCACAUUCGAUCCACCUUUGGUCAUGAAUGAUAUUGAUGAUCGACCGUUCACAUUCCAGGCGAUCUCUAGCAAGACCUUACUUUAUUCGUCGCCGAACUCCGAGACAUUCACAGCUAGACCGUUUGUUUCUGAGAAUCGAAUUCGUGCACCGCUCGUCGUGCUGAAGGAAAUCUAUCUGGAGGAGAAGUGCUUGGACUCAUUGGCGUUCCGGCAGCAGAUACGGACAAGCGAAGAUAAGCUUGAAGUAUUAAAAAGGUUACGCCAUACGAACAUUGUUGAUCUAAUAGGAUUCAAAAUUAGCCCUCCAUUACAAGCACCGGACUCCUCAAACAGUGGCUGGCAAAUCUGUGUCCUUUUCGAGUACGCCAAUAAAGGCUCGCUCUCAGAGCUGUUGGAUAUGAUAGGCUCAAUUGCAGUGGACUCGAUCCGCUCGUGGAUGAUACAGUUGCUAGAGGCUCUUGAUUUCUAUCAUAGAAAUGGCGUGGUACACGGAGAUAUACAUAGCGGCCGUGUAAUGCUAUUCCUUCAUGCAACUGGGAGUACGACAAUAAAGCUCCAAGGCAACAUCGAAGCGACAUUGCCGCGAAGCAACAACCGACAGGAGACUCUAGCGACAUCUAGGUCACCAUUCUGGAUGCCUCCGGAGCUUGCUCAGAAUGAUGCACGCUCGACAGUUAAAACAGAUAUCUGGGAUCUUGGUAUUCUGCUUCUACAAAUGGGGUUCGGGAAAGAUGUACUACAACGGUACACGUCCGCCAACGCUGUCAUGAAUAGCUUAGACUUGUCGAUGCCUCUGCACGACCUUUUGCGGGAAAUCUUCAAGCCAGAUCCGAAGAAACGCCCAACUGCUUUCCAACUACAGCCUUCUGAAUUCUUCAGGGUUGGUGCUCCGUUACUUGAAAGUUCCACAACUUCACAUUCGCACUCAAUUCCUUUCGUGCGACGACCCCGAAUGGACUCGCAAGUAGGAAUGCCCAAUUUUUCACGGUACGCGCACGAUUUUGAUGAGGCUGGUCGUCUAGGGAGAGGUGGUUUUGGCCAAGUAGUCAAAGCACGAAAUAAGUUAGAUGGGCGUUUUUAUGCAAUCAAGAAAAUAUCCCAAAACUCUGCAAGUGCAUUAAAAGACACCCUUUCUGAGAUCAUGUUAUUGUCAAGAUUGAAUCACCCGUAUGUAGUCCGCUACUACACGGCAUGGCUUGAGGAAGACCACGAUACAGUUGAUUCAGACGUCCUAUCAAUAGCUGAUGACGAAUCAGCAACAGACAUCGACCUGGGCGCGAGCACCAGUGGCUUGGAUUACAUCAGCUCAAGUGGGUAUCCCAAGGUCGAGUUUGGGUAUGACUCUGAUGAAGGUAGCACGUCUUCGGAUAGAGAGAAUGGUGCUUCGAAGGACUUGAUUGGCAGUAGCACGGAUGUCGGCAGUGUGAUAGGUAGAGUGCAAUCGGGGUCACAAGGUCGGCCGGUGACAAACACGUUGUAUAUUCAGAUGGAAUACUGUGAGAAACAUACCUUGAGAGAUCUAAUCCAUGAUGGUCUCUACGACGAUAUUGACCGUUGCUGGCGUCUAUUCCGUCAAAUUCUGGACGGUCUCAGCCACAUUCACAGCCAUGGCAUCAUUCACAGAGAUCUGAAACCUGAUAAUAUCUUCAUAGAUGUGGCAAACAAUCCCCGAAUUGGUGAUUUCGGCUUGGCCAUGAGCGGACAUUUUACUGCGGAAGUUCGUUACUCCGCAGCCACAGAUGUAGCUGAAGAUUUCACCCGCAGUAUUGGUACAACGUACUAUGUUGCCCCUGAAAUCAAGUCAUCCUCUACUGCCCAAUACAACGAGAAAGUCGAUAUGUUUUCUCUUGGCAUCAUCUUCUUUGAGAUGAAUUGCCCAUUGCGAACGGGUAUGGAACGAGACCAUACGUUACGAGCAAUUCGAGAGAAGAGCCAUGCACUGCCGCCAAUAUUUCAGCAAGCAGAGAAAGCAGUUCAAGGAGAGAUCAUUGAAUCCUUGCUGAGUCACCGUCCUAGCGAGCGACCCUCUGCUUCUGAGCUUCUACAAAGUGGUAAAAUCCCUUUGCAAGUUGAAGAGGAGACAUUUAGGAGGGCUAUAAUAGGUCUUCUCUCAGAUCCUAGCUCCCCAGACUACAAAAAGAUUUUGUCAGCAAUAUUCUCCCAAUCCCCAAAGAAAUUCGAAGACCUCACUUGGGACAUGGAUUCCCGCGGGAAUCCAGGGGCAAACGAGAUGCUUAUUAGAGGGCUAGUCAAAGAGAAGCUUAUACAAAUUUUCCGUCGGCAUGGUGCGGUGGAGACUACAAGACAACCAGUUUUCCCUAGGUCGGGUCACUAUCAAAACGGUGUGGUGAAGCUGUUGGAUACGUCUGGAAACAUGCUGCAACUUCCAUUUGAUCUAACACUACCAAAUGCUCGUGCUAUUCCUCGACAAGAUCCGUCGUUGGAGAAAACAUUCUCAUUUGGGAGAGUAUACAGAGAGUCACCACACGGUGGCGAACCAAGAUCACACCGAGAAGCCGACUUUGAUAUUGUUUCCUACAACACACUGGAUCUUGCUCUCAAGGAAGCAGAGGUAAUCAAAGUUCUUGACGAAAUCAUAGAAACAUUCCCUGUAUUGAGGUCUGUUCCUAUGUGUUUCCACAUCAACCAUUCUGAUCUGCUUCAAUUGAUUAUGGAAUUUUGUCGUAUUACUGCGGCUCAAAUGCCUGUCACGAAAGAGAUAUUAAGUCGAUUGAAUGUGGGCAAGUGGACAAUGCAGAAGAUUAGGAGUGAGCUUCGUUCCCCCACAAUCGGUGUUGCAUCUACUUCCUUGGACGAUUUGGCGAGGUUUGACUUUCGAGAUACUCCCGAAAAGGUUCAACAAAAAUUGCAGAUCAUUAUGGAAGGCACCGAGUUUGCUGAUAGGUUACCGCCCAUUUUUGCUCGAAUCAAGUCUUUGGUUUCCUAUAUCAAUGGCUUUGGCAUCAAACGCAAAGUUUAUGUCAAUCCUCUUGCAAGUCUCAAUGACAAGUUCUUCCGAGGCAGUAUCCUCUUCCAAUGUAUCUUCGAUGGCAAGCGGAGAGAUGUGUUUGCCGCUGGGGGAAGAUACGAUCGGCUGAUCCAAGAGUUUAGCCCCAAGCUGCUUUAUAGUCGUUCUCAAGCUCACGCAGUUGGUUUCAAUCUCAGCUGGGACAGACUGAGUUCUUCAAUGAUUGAUUACAUCACAAAUUCGGCGAAGACUUUUACAAAGCAUAAUGAAGCUGAUGUUGAAGGCUUCUGGCGAACUCGAAGAUGUGAUGUUCUUGUUGCAAGCUUCGAUCCCACUGUCCUUCGCACCCUUGGAGUGCGAAUCGUACAAGAGUUAUGGGCACAUGACAUAAUAUCGGAACUUGCAGUGGAUGCCUCUUCUUUUGAAGAGCUCGUGUCCCACUAUAAAGAGGAUAAUCAUUCAUGGGUUGUGCUAGUCAAAGCCGACAGCAACGAACGGGGACUCAAGAUCAGAAGUUUAGUCAAGAAAGAGGAGUUCGAUGUUAGGGCGUCAGAUCUAGUUGCCUGGCUACGUGCAGAGAUACGAGCACAGAAUCACCGCGAGAUCUUAGUCGAUCAUCCCAAGCUUAUGAGGAAUCCUAGUCAACCGGAUACAGUUGGUCCUAGUGGUGAGCGUGGAAAUGAUGUGCGUAUUUUGAUAGCACAGCACAGGAGUAAGAAGACGAAUCGAAGAAACAUUAUUGAGUCAGCUAUUCUACGUUCUCGCGAACUUGUCGACAAAGCCCUUAAUGGACCCAUUGCGGCUGUUGAUACAAGGGAUGACCUACUAGAUGCUAUUCGGGACACUCGUCUAUGCGAUCCUGAUAGCUGGCGGGCUGUCAUUCAGAAUGCGCCUCUAACGGAACGAAAGUACUUAGGGCAGGUCCAUGAGCUUCUUCGAGAUCUUGCUUCUGAGUAUGUACCAGGGGGAGGUAAGGAGCAUGAAUCAAAUAAUGCUUUUAUAUACAAUUUCCGUACUGGGAUGUGCAUAUAUUACGACCUUGGUCGUUCGACCUAGACAGGAUGAGUAUUCUAGAUUUGCAAUGCGCAAAUUUAUGGUUGUGACAAGGAGAGGAACAAGAAAGAAACGAAACGAAAAAGCGAUGAUGAUGAUUUGCAUGAUUAGCGCUCGUCUCCUUUGAUUGAAUUAACUCCACUCAGUUUCCCAUAAAGUACUUAUUAAUAUACAAAAACGUUUCAUGUAGGUUAAUAAAUCAAUCGCUAUCAUCAUCACUACCAUAAGCCACCAAAGGCCCUCCUGAAUUCGCUACAGUAGGUUGUGCUGCCGGCGCAAAACCCUUGAGGGCAGCUAAAGUCGAGCUAGACAAUAUGCCACCAGAUUGUUGUUGCUGAUCGCCAAUGGUAGAUGCCAAGUCCAGAGAAGAUUCGGGUGCAUUCUCAAUAAGAUGACGUUGUCCAGAAGACUCUAAUUGAAGAGGAGUUUCCCCUGCGUUUUCGAUUUCCCUCGUUCGUGCAUACCAUAUAUCAUCUGAUGGUUCAUACCCAUCCAGACCAAAGCUGCCUUCGAUUUUCUUCCGUUUUCUCGCUUCGGGAUCGCGGCCUUCGAGUUCGGCGACGAAGUCGGCUGGGAGUGCCCGCCGGAUAGCUUCUGCGGCUUGUUCUUCAAGGCGAUGGGCUUCUCGUUUCUGAGCUAGCGGGUUCGGGUCGACUGUUGCCCAGCGAACG
This is a messenger RNA of Talaromyces stipitatus ATCC 10500, 5435 nucleotides long. RefSeq names its product protein kinase (Gcn2), putative. Gene Ontology annotation, biological process: regulation of translational initiation by eIF2 alpha phosphorylation; DNA damage checkpoint signaling. The transcript has 7 exons. Lineage: Eukaryota; Fungi; Ascomycota; Eurotiomycetes; Eurotiales; Trichocomaceae. The record is from RefSeq and is a predicted model, not a curated record. Gene Ontology annotation, molecular function: eukaryotic translation initiation factor 2alpha kinase activity; ATP binding; protein binding. The coding region runs from base 1 to 4767 and encodes 1588 amino acids.